CCAAGCAGUCUGUCAACACGAUGACUGCAUAAAACCGAGAGAUAUUUAUUGUACGAAGCAUGAGAAGGUGCUCUGCAAUUUGCAUCAGACCUACCAUCACUUUGAAUGACAUUGUGAACAGUUUAUUUCAUCCCAACAGCUUAAGAAGGGUAAAAGGAUAAGAAUUCUUUAAUUCCUGUGAGGAAUAGUCUCCAUCAGAUGCACAAAUAUGGCAAAGCCUUCGAUAGUUUAGAGUAUCUGGUAACUGGCUUCCAUUCUACAUUGGAGGAGCUUAUGCAGGAGUUUGAUCAGAUCAAAGAAGAAGUUUAUUGCAAAAUUGAUAGAGAUGAGUUUCUAGAUUUCAUUCAGCUCAAACAAAAAAUCGAUGAGUUUUAUUUACGCUUUAAGAAGAGUGAUAUUUACUCCGGAUUCAAGGAGUUCAUGUUCAACAAACAGCUUGAAGGAGACUCGACUGGAACUGUCUUGGUCAUUGGAAUGUCAAAGAAGCUUUGGGAAGAAAGGAAGAAAUUUGAAGAAGUAUUAAAGUCCACGAAUCUUGAAACAGAGCAGAGAGUUAAAGAAGAGGCAGAAGUAGCCAGGGCCAGGGAUAUCCAAGAAUUUAAGAGGCAAAUUGAAGAGAUAAAGAAUCAGAAUGAAGAACAAAGAAGACUUAUUUCAGAAAAAAUUUCGGAGAUUCAGGCUUUAGAAGCUAAGGUUGAAGAAAACAAAACAGAGAUUGAAGAACUAAAUGAGGCUAAGGAAAAAGCUGAAGAAGAAUUCAAAACAAGUGUAACAGAGCUAACUCAGCUCAAAGAGACCCACCAAGACACCACAAAAACUCUCUGCCAAGAUAUCUGGUCAAGAAUCUACGGCAAACACAACCCAUUCAAUUCCAGUACCAAACUAGUACUAAAGAUGACCCAACAAAAGGACAAAGCCUUUUUAACAGAACUGGUGAAAUAUAGAGUAAAACUUCCCAACAUAAAAAGAAUUUAUAUUGACAUGGAUAAGAAAGAGGAUGCUACUGUGAAAGAGUUUUAUCAACAUUGUUUUCCUGAUAAAGUUGAACUGUUUAGUUAUAAUUGGGGAAGACCUAGUAGUUGUGAGCAUACGGAGAUGAGUUAUUAUUAUGAUGAGAUAAAGGAGGUUAUACCGAGAGUUAUGAGAGAGGUUUGAUUGACUGAUUUUGAUUUGACAAAGCAGGAGUUUGAGUUCAUUAUCAGCAACACUAAAGCAAGCAGAUUAAUUUUGCAUUGGUGCAAAUUUGAUACUUCAACUUCAACCACAUUCAAUUGCUCUAAUUCUAGUAUUGAAACCUUGGACCUCCAAUACUGCGGAAGAAACGACAGAAACGAUUGGAAAUCAACACCGUCAAAACUCAAAAACCUCCUCAAAUCCAUCUCCUUAUCACCCCUAAAAGACUCCCUCCAAACCCUCAACAUCUACUCCUGCGGUCUGACUGCCUCCGAAGUAAAAGCCUUCCUCCCUGAGUACGGACUGACCAUCUCCCAAAUCUCUGACAGUUCUUACCUAAGCCCUCUAGAAGAUUAACAGC
Molecule: messenger RNA, 1534 nt
Organism: Moneuplotes crassus
Lineage: Eukaryota; Ciliophora; Spirotrichea; Euplotida; Euplotidae
Source: the annotation of a GenBank genome assembly